Molecule: messenger RNA, 2530 nt
Organism: Linum trigynum
Lineage: Eukaryota; Viridiplantae; Streptophyta; Magnoliopsida; Malpighiales; Linaceae
Source: the annotation of a GenBank genome assembly
CUUUUUGCUAUUUGUACAAGCUAGCUUGGGAAAUACAAAUCUAACCAGAAAAAGGGAACACACACAAAGGUAAAGGAAUCAACAAAACUAGAGAAUGUCAUUGAGGAUAAAGGAGUGUAAUGUGUUUGAAAGAUGGUGAAUCCUCCAUCAAUCAUAAGGUUGCCCUAUAAUGUACUUGGUUUCUUCUGAAGUAAAGUAUAGUGUGGACUUAGCCACGUCCACAUCCUCACACAUCUCACCCUACCUCCCUUAGUCCAUUCUUCAUCUCCACUAUUUGCUCUUUGCUCAUUUGCCUGCUAUAUCACACUGAGCUAGUCAACCGACAUUGGAGUUGUAAUUGCACAUUGGUGAUAUUGACUCGCUCCUACUCUCACUCUAGAAAAUGGCCAAGUGUAACCACUUCCUAAAACGUAGUAUAGCGGGUUUGGGUUUUAAUGUCAACCCGGGUCCUAGAUGUGAUGACUACUCAGCGAAUUCUUAUUAUUUAGCGGUGAAACUUUAUUGCAGGUUCAAACAAGCAAACAAACAAAGCAAGCAAGAAGGUUGUUUCAAGUCGAGAGAGGUCACCCGGAUAUGGUUCCCCCUAGACUGCAAUUAAGCCGAAUUGUAAUUCACCAAGUUUAGUUUCAAUGAUAGUUAUACUGUGGAAGGUUCUUAAACAGUCUGAAGUCUCGACUAAAGGUCUCCAGACCCUCUCAAUCUGAGUCUCCAGCGGGCGACUAACCUCCACCGGAGUAAACAAAUUGAGGCCCUAACGAACAAAACCUCCACUACCGAAGUAACUUCGGUACAGAAUAGUGAAUUGGCUCCUCGACUAAAGUCACCAAUUCACCACCUUCAAUCAAGGGUGCUCUAUCAACCUAGGCAGAUAUUCUCUUUCUAGGUCAAAGCAGAAAUAACAGGAAUUUGAUCAGGAUUCAUGUCAUUCAACAAUUCAAACCCCAAUUGAAUAUAAUCAAAUCAUAGAAUCUGUACUUGGGUUCAUACAAUCAAACCUAACAUACAAAUCUAGGGUUCUCCAUACCCAGAUGAAUGAAGAAGUUACUCCAUGGAGAGAGAAGCAAAAGCAAGCUCAGAUGCAGAAAUCAUGCUGUGAAGGAUGGGUUUCUGCUCCUGGUCGUCAAUCGACACUUCUCCAAGUGUGAGCCGAGCUCCAAUGGUGAUGAAGAUCAGGCUAGGGCACUUGGGAACUCUGGUUCGUCGCUUUCUCUCUCUAGGAAUUGCUCUGUCUCUCUAAAACUCGGAACCCCUUCUCCUUUGCUGAAAAUUGGGUUAGAACCCAGAAAAUCCCGACUCACACGGCCAGGCCACACAGCCGUGUGACAUCCCCAGCUGCCCGUGUGAGAUGUACAAACUGCGGCGUUUUGAUAAGUGACUCAUACUUCCUACACGGCCACGACCCACACGGCCGUGUGGAAUUCCAGGAUGGCCGUGUGAGUUCCCUGGAAUUUCCACACGGCCACAGGGGGUCCCCUACACGGCCCGCGUGACUUUGUCCAUGCAAUUUGAUGCCACACGGCCAGGCCACACGGCCGUGUAGGUUUUAGGCGUGCCCGUGUGGCUCCAUCAGCCUCCCGCCGAAUGUCCAAUUUUCGUCCAAUCGAUCCCGAACUCGUUCCUAAACCUUCAUUCACGUACUAGGACCUGAAAUAUCACAAACAAGAACAACCUAGCUUGAAAUCGGCCUAAAACGCCAGAAUCGAUAUCUCAAACGGGUCAAGAAUAGGGGUAAAAACAUGUGUAAUUAACGGUCUAUCAGAUAUGCAAUUGAUCCUUAUGGCAACCUUGCAGAACUCGCUAGCUAUCGACUUCACUGUUGUAGGUAUAAUUGUUUUGAUAUGGAUUAUGGAUUCUAUUCACCACACCCAGUAUCUCGCUAAUGCUGGACGUGAACAAGAUGGAUCUUGAUUCAAUAGGGAUCAUCACUCGAGCAACAUGCUUGAUCCCGCGAUCAUGUCAUGAACAUUCACCCGCUUUACCUUAUCGAAUUCCUCAAGAUCGAUAUCAAUGAUCACCAUUCUGGCAUCUUCCAAUACAUAUCGAGUUAGUGAAAGUAGAUUUUAAAGAGGUGAAUUACAGAGACACAAAUUAACAUGAUCAACUUAAGGGUGGAUGUAGUAGACCGACAACAAUCUUGCCAAGUUUCUAGGUUAGAUAAUCAGUCUUCUAUGGCUAAUAGGCCAACAAAAUAAAAUUUGUGGCGGUCAAAGAAAUAAGUUAAAUCCAUCUAUUGUCCUCCUUCAUUAAUAACGCUAUACUCAUGCAUACAGGGUGAACAUAUCGUAGGAUGGUUUUUUGAAAAGCACAGUCUAUUAUGGAUGCCCCAUUACUGUGGAGUUGGAACCUUUUUAUGAGUCUUGGUUAUCUCCUGUCUCUACUUUUGGUUUCUGACUGGAGUAUUUGGUUGGAGGUCUUGGUAGAUUGAUUGAUAAACUAGUGAAUGUAGAAAAAGUAAACGACUCACAGUGCAAGAUCGACAUCAUGUUUGAUUAAUGGAUGUUGAAUUAUCGAAUAAAUGCAAUGACUCUGC